CUGACUUACGGAAUUAUUUAUUUUGUGUUAUGCGAACUAAUUGGUUUGGGCAUUCCUAUCAUCUUACUUGCAUUGUGUGGUACAUUUAGUGUGGGUCGACUCGCUGUUUCUCAAAGUGCUAUGAUUAGCAUAAGUGUGUAUCCCAUAUGUGGGCCGUACUAUGUGUUGAUGUCUAACAAGGACUACAAUGAGAAAGUUAACCUGAUAUUGAAAAGAAUCAAGAAAAUGACUACUAGUCUUCGACCUCAUCCUCCUGCUCAAGACCAGACUCGGACUACUCCCACGUUCUGA
Messenger RNA from Auanema sp. JU1783, 291 nucleotides. NCBI's taxonomy places the organism in Eukaryota, Metazoa, Nematoda, Chromadorea, Rhabditida, Rhabditidae. The record is from the annotation of a GenBank genome assembly.